AUGACGAAGAAGACGGAGAGUGAGAUGCUCCUGAUGAAUCAGACCGACAGCACAUCGACAGCACACCGACAACCGACCGACAGCACAGCGACAGCACACCGACAACAGACCGACAGCACACCGACAACCGACCGACAGCCCACCGAAAGCAGACCAACAACACACCGACAACAGACCGACAACACACCGACAACCGACCGACAGCCUACCGAUAGCAGACCAACAACACACCGACAACAGACCGACAGCACACCGACAACCGACCGACAGCCUACCGAUAGCAGACCAACAACACACCGACAACAGACUGACAGCACACCGACAACCAACCGACAGCCCACCUACAUCAGACCAACAGCACACCGACAACAGACUGACAGCACACCGACAACCGACCGACAGCGCACCGACAGCACACCAACAACAGACCGACAGUACACCGACAACCGACCGACAACUGACAGCACACCGACAACCUACCGACAGCCCACCGACAGCAGACCAACAGCACACCGACAACCGACCGACAGCGCACCGACAGCACACCAACAACAGACUGACAGCACACCGACAACCAACCGACAGCCCACCUACAUCAGACCAACAAUACACCGACAACAGACUGACAGCACACCGACAACCGACCGACAGCGCACCGACAGCACACCAACAACAGACCGACAGCACACCGACAACCGACCGACAGCCCACCGACAGCAGACCAACAACACACUGACAACAGACUGA
Molecule: messenger RNA, 747 nt
Organism: Strongylocentrotus purpuratus (purple sea urchin)
Lineage: Eukaryota; Metazoa; Echinodermata; Echinoidea; Camarodonta; Strongylocentrotidae
Product: cell wall protein DAN4-like
Exons: 3
Coding region: 1-747 (248 amino acids)
Source: RefSeq, a predicted model, not a curated record